This is a messenger RNA of Homarus americanus (American lobster), 843 nucleotides long. RefSeq names its product general transcription factor II-I repeat domain-containing protein 2-like. The transcript has a single exon. The record is from RefSeq and is a predicted model, not a curated record. Bases 1 to 843 code for a protein of 280 amino acids. NCBI's taxonomy places the organism in Eukaryota, Metazoa, Arthropoda, Malacostraca, Decapoda, Nephropidae.
AUGAAAAGUGAUCCCAAAUUUCCAGAGUUCCUCCUUAUUCACUGCAUCAUUCAUCGUCAACACCUAGCAGCCAGAUACUUCAGGUACGAAAAUGUUAUGAAAUUUGUCCUAGAUAUUGUCAAAUUCAUCCGCUCAAAUGGGAAGACCCACCGACAGUUAAAAAACUUUAAUGAAGAACUGGAGCUUGAAGACAAUCCCAACGAUGUCUCUUUCUACUGCAUUGUGAGGUGGCUGUCGACCAGCAACGUCCUGAAUGGGUUUGUAGAUCUGUUGGACCCUCUCACUACUUUUCUUGAAGAAAGAAAAAGAGCCUAUCCUCAACUGGAAAAUGAUGAAUGGAUGCAAGAUCUGGUGUUCCUUACUGAUAUAAUGAAACCUCUACAAACUCUCAACUUGGCACUCCAGGGGAAGGAAAAGAUUAUUUCCUAUCUUACUCAAAAAAUUUUCAGCUUCCAGAAUAAAAUAAGAGUUUUUCAAAGAAACACACUGUCAAGAAACUUCAGCCACUUCCCCCAUCUCAAAAGGAGAGUAAAUAGAUUCCCUGAUAUUGAAAUAAAAGACCACAAACUAGAAGAAUACAAAGAUAAAUUACAAGGACUGCUUGACAAUUUCCUAGCCAGAUUUCAUUAUUUGCAGAAGCUGAAACCCUGCUUCACCUUUCUUAUAAAUCCAUUCAUGGUUAAUGUAAUCAAUGGUGGUUGUCCGAUUCUCGAACCUCUGGUUACAGAAUCAGCUGCUGUGGAAAUGGAACUAAUGGAAUUUCAGGAGGACCUGGGUCUAAAGAUGAUCCAUAAAUCUCAGUCUACAGUUGAGUUCUGGAAGCAAGUUCCAGAAACAAAAUAG